Actinia tenebrosa (Australian red waratah sea anemone) is the source of this 2819-nucleotide messenger RNA. RefSeq lists its product as uncharacterized. Gene Ontology annotation, biological process: protein phosphorylation. The record is from RefSeq and is a predicted model, not a curated record. NCBI's taxonomy places the organism in Eukaryota, Metazoa, Cnidaria, Anthozoa, Actiniaria, Actiniidae. Gene Ontology annotation, molecular function: protein kinase activity; ATP binding.
UAGAAGAAUAUUUUUAGAUCUUUAGAUUUUUAGAUCUUCGAGUUUAUUAUCAAAUUGAUCGCUGUGAGUAUGAGGCAUAAUGGCUUAUCCUUAUGUUGAGGGCUUAAACACACAUAGGUAUAAGCACUGGUAUCCAAAAUUGAGAUAUUUCGACAGCAGUUGGCGGGCAUCAAGAUAAUACGCUAUAACCAAGGAAACCCUGUAGCAUCGUCAAGACUYUUCACGGUUGAGUACUGAAGAAAAAAAAAUGUCACUAGAAAAAUACUCCGUGGAAAAAUUAAUAGGAAAAGGAAGYUAUGGAGAGGUUUUUCUUGCCAAGCACAAGAAGGAUAAGAGAAUGUAUGUAGUGAAGAAAGUAAGUCUUCAUAAAGCAUCCGARAAAGAGCGAAAAGCUGCAGAACAAGAGGCCAAGCUACUUUCCCAGUUACGUCAUCCAAACAUAGUAUCAUACAGAGAGUCCUUUCAAGGCGAACAAGGUUUCUUGUUCAUUAUAAUGAACUAUUGUGAAGGGGGUGAUCUUUAUUCCAAGCUCAAGGCUCAGAAAUCAACGCUUCUGGAUGAAAAACAGAUAGUGGAAUGGUUUGUUCAGAUUGCAAUGGCUUUACAGUAUAUGCAUGAGAAACACAUUCUUCAUCGUGAUCUAAAAACACAAAAUAUUUUCUUGACAAGAAGCAAGAUCAUAAAGCUUGGUGAUUUAGGGAUUGCAAAAGUCUUAGAGAACUCCUCAGACAUGGCAACAACAUUGAUAGGAACUCCGUACUACAUGUCACCAGAAUUGUUUUCAAACAGACCAUAUAAUCACAAGUCUGAUGUGUGGGCUCUUGGUUGCUGUUUGUAUGAGAUGUGUACUUUGAGGCAUGCAUUCAAUGCUAAGGAUAUGAGCUCAUUAGUUUACAAGAUCCUCAAAGGAAAGAUACCUCCCCUGCCAAAGCAGUACAGUGCUGAUCUGUGUUCUAUAAUAAAGAACAUGCUAGAUCAAGACCCAGAUAAACGACCCAGUGUUUCUCGACUCUUAAGACAUCCCUACAUUAAAAAGCAAAUUGCUGCAUUCUUGGAAGGAACAAAGAACAGGUUUAAUUAUUUCUUUCUAUUGCAACUUUUCCUUUCCUUUUGUGGUUUCAGUUCCCAAUCUGUCAGUGAUUCAAAUAAGCUAACGGCAAGAGAAAGACGCCGCCUAAAACAAAGCCUAUCUGGAUCACCUAUCCAUCGCUCUUCAGAUCCGUACAAUACCCCACCUCUCCCCUCCCCCCUGGAAAUACGAAAUAGAAAGUCUCAAGAACGAUCUAGUAAAGAGACUCCACGAUCCUCUGUUACUCCCAGCACGCCACAAGACUCUGUUGACGGUCCUCCUAGGAAAGUUGAACAACAGAUUGAAUCGGAAUCUUCAGAGGAUGAUAGUAAUGGUUCUGAUCUGGAAGAGAUUAGUAUGGAUGAGCCUGUUAAGCCGAGUAGACGUCAAAAUAGUGAAGUGAGCUCUCUGAUAUCCGCACUUGAUUCAACCUUGAAACUGGAUGAUAAAUCAGCUGAUCGUGUGUCACCCGAAAUAGAAGAUAAUGACCAAGACAAUGAUGAAGUAUUACGACCCACAGGAGCUUCUCCCAAUUCAUCAGGAAGAUUUCACGACCGAUUGGAAAGAUUAAAAAUUGACUGUUUAAAUGAUAUCGGGGAAGAAAUGCUUCAUCGUGCUUGUAAUAUCAUUAACUCUGUCAGCGAUGAUGAGGUUGAGGACGAGCUGGUCAAAUACAUGGGACGAGAUCAUUUCGACAAGUAUGGUGGUUUAAUAUGGCAGCUAAAUGUCUAUGACCAUUUUCAAAAAAGCUAAGAGAAAAAGAUAAAUAUAGCUAAACUACCUGUAUAUAGUGAGAAGAUUAGAAUCAGAUAAUUAUAURCCUCAUAGAGAACUACAGCCAGAAAAAGAGCGAUGAGUGCUCGAGUUUGUGUAGAGGUAAUGUACCCACUUCUUACCUAUGGGGUCGCGGGCUCGAUUCCUGGACUCGGGUCACAUGUAAGCAGAGUUCGUUAAGUUCUCUUUUGAUUCGUGAGGUUCUCCGGUUUUCCUCCCUCCGCAGAACCUAACAAGCUAAAUUCCGAUCUGAUCUGUGAGUAGGCCUUGCCCUGACUUUGAUCGGCCCAGAGGUCGUUUCAGGGUAACGAUAAAAUUUGAAAGAUCACGACUGUUAAUUACUCGCGUUACUGACGCUCUCUCGAAGACUGUAAAGACUCCAUGUUGCUAUGGAUUGUGGGAAUGAUUGGGGGAUGCAAGAUAGCGAAGCUUUUGACCUCCACACAUUCAAUCCCACAAUUCAAUGCACAAUGAGGUAGUUCCAAUAUCUUUGAACUUUUCACUGAGGUGAAUAUAACUCAAGCACUGAUGACGUUUCAAACCUACACUUCCAGAAUCCUUUUCGGUAGGUUUUCUUGUUAUGUUAAUUUCCACUAUUAUCUUGUUAAUUCUCAAAAGAGUAUUAAUAUUUAAAUAUGAAAAGAGAUUUUGAAAAGGAUUGUGGUAGUUAAGGUAUGUGAAACGUCAUUAGGGAUGGGGUCUAUUAGCAAAGAGGAUGGGAUGUCGUAGGRCCCAGUCACUAGUACUAGUCGUAUCAUGGUAGUCAUGGCAACAACAAUUUAUAGGCUUUCUUGGGCCCAAGCAGGAGAAAGAUAAGGUUGAUUGUACAGAUUAGAUUUGCAUUGCUAAUUAGUAUGAAUGGUCAAGAAAGUUGGCUCUUAUCAGUUAAACGUGCUUUACUUUUAGACCUUCUUUGCCUUGACUUCACUUAAUAUCAACCAAAGAAUCUUGUAUCAAAAUAUCUGUAUUAAAAAAC